GGAGAAACCCUUUUUCGAUUAAGCUUUAUAUACUAUAAUGAUGCAAGUAAAUAUAUGAAUCAAUAAGAGAAAACCCAGAAUCCAAUAUUCUUAUUAUUUCUGUCAACAUUAACAAAACUCCCAACAAAAACAUACCCAGAAACCAGAAACAAGAAAAAAUGAGUCUGUAGCUUGCCUAGCCCAUUGCAUCUUAAAUUAUGAACAAAAACAUUUUCUGCUACACGAGCCCCAAUGAAUUUAUAUCAGAGUUGAUAAAAGAAUGGCAGCUGAGAGAGACAUAUAGAAAGGGGAAUUGAUUGAGGGGCAGUUGUGGAGUUAAAAGGGAAAGGCCAAGUCCCGAGUGUUUGGUUUUAGGUAAAUUAGGUUGGGUUUUUAUUCUUUAGGAGGAUGAUUAUUAGUUAUUAACGUGUGUGUUUUGUGUUUGUUUUCUCGCUAUGGCUAAAUGGUUUAGGGGAUUACUAGAUAUGGUUUGUGGCUGUAGCAGAAGAAGCUUUCUCAGACUCUCUAUGUCUGCUUCUCUUUUCACAAUUUCCUCUUUAUAUUGCUGUAAUUUGUGCCAUUAAAUGCUUCUUUUCGAAGCACUCAAAAAAGGCUAUUAUAUUUAUAAUGAUGCUGAGCUGAACCCAACUGUUUUUUUUUUUUUUUUUUUUUUACUUUUGAUAAUUUAAUUGCUUAAAUCUCUCUUUAUUCUCUACUGGGUCUUUGGAAUUUGGCUUUAUUUGAACAUUUCUUGUAAUUUUCCCAUCUGGAUUCGGCUGAAUUGUGGAAAGUGGCUUAAAAACUUCUCCCUGAGUUAGGUUUUCCAUUGAAUUACCUCCACUAAAUCAGCAUCAUUUCUGAGAAACCUCACGAUCCAUAUCUUCCUGUACUCAAAAGUUCAAAUGGGUUUCUCUGACUUGAUAUAAGUAGGCGAGCACAGAGUGGCUGCAGAAGCAAAACAACAGCCACAGGCUUCUGUUUAUCGGACCGCGCCGCUCUUGUUUGUCGCUCGUGCGUUUACAAUUUCAAACACAGAUCUCGAGACCCCUUUCCUCUUCGCUACAAUAACUGACAUCUGUUUUGCUUUUAGCCCAAUUCUUCUUUUUUUCCCUUCCCCCGCCAUUUUCUCUUUAUUUAUGUAGAGAUUGAUCUUCCUCCCUCCAUUGGGUUUGAGCUCGAUACAAAGAACUUAGAUUAGUUUUUUUUGGGUUUGUUUUAUACUUUGUUCAAAGACGUGGGGAUUGACUCGUGAGAAGUUUCAUUAGCCAUAAUCUUAGCCGGGUCGGUGACACUGUCGAAUUUUGCUGUUGCUUUGUGGUGAUCUCGAGAAUUGUUUAGUGUUUGGCCUUUGAUGUGGAAUACUGCUCCUCGAACAAGACAUGCUGAGCUCUGAUGGAGAUGCAGACGUUUUCUUUGAUUCAGAAGAUCACUUGCCAUUAGAGGAGUCCUUGGUAGCUGAAGAAGCGGAUUUCAGCAAGUUGGGAUAUGAAAUAUGGAUGAGUGAGCCUCAGAGCAUUAAGAAGAGAAGGGACCGUUUUCUUCAAGAAGUUGGUUUGGUCGAAUUUGCAUCUUCUAGUAUUUGUGCCCAGGAUUCAGAGAUUGAAUCUAGUAGUUCGUCAGAGAGGAUGGAAUUGGAGAGACUUACAGAGUCUAGUGGAGCUGUUUCAAGCUCUGACUAUACACCUAGCUGUAAUGUGGAGGAUAAUGAUUUAGUAGUAUGCCACAAUGAGAUGCAAACUGCUGAAUUCAGCAACGAGGCAACCAGUCAACCGUCUUCUGUUUCCAACUCCAGCUUUCGAUGGUGCCUCGGUGAAGCUAAUGAUGAAGCUUGCCAGGAUAUUGAUGUGGGUAAAAAGAAAAUAUUGACUUGGUGGAGAUCAUUUAAAAACAAGGCAGGAAGACGAAAGAGUACAGAGUUUUCUGGGGAAUCGAAAUUGAAUCCAGCUAAUUCCAAAAGUUGCAGAAUGAAGGUGUAUCAACACAAAAAGAGGUGUUCAGAAUUUAGUGCAUUGUAUAUGAAACAGCAGAUUUGUGCACAUAAGGGAUUGAUUUGGACAAUGAAGUUUAGUCCAGAUGGUAAGUAUUUGGCGAGCGGAGGAGAAGAUGGAAUUGUACGCAUUUGGCAUGUAACGUAUACAAAUGCUUCCAGUGAGUUUUUAACAAGUGAUGAAAAUUAUAACACCAAACCAAGAGAAGGGAAGUUUAGUUUCAGCAGCAAAUCGUCAAGAUUUGCUACUGUUGUCAUUCCUGAAAAGGUUUUCCAGAUUGAUGAGUCGCCAAUACAAGAACUCCAUGGACAUUCAAGUGAUGUCUUGGACAUAGCUUGGUCUAGUUCCAACUGUCUUCUGUCGUCCUCAAAGGAUAAAACCGUCCGCUUGUGGCAAAUCGGCUCUGACCAAUGUCUCAACGUUUUCCACCAUAAAAACUAUGUGACUUGUAUCCAAUUCAAUCCAAUGGAUGAAAACUACUUCGCUAGUGGCUCGAUUGAUGGCAAAAUCCGGAUUUGGGGUGUGAAGAAGCAGCGUGUUGUUGAUUGGGUUGAUAUCCGAGAUCUAAUUACCGCUAUAUCUUAUCGACCAAAUGGGAAGGGGUUUGCUGUUGGUUCAAUUACCGGCACUUGUCGUUUCUACAAAACAUCAGGUGAUUAUCUUCAUCUGGAUGCACAGAUCAAUCUUCAAGGUAGAAAAAAAGCCUCGGGCAAAAGGAUCACUGGCAUUCAGUUUUGCCGGGAAAAUUCUCAGAGAGUGAUGAUAACUUCGGAAGACUCUAAAAUACGAAUAUUUGAAGGAACUGAAAUCGUCAGCAAAUACAAAGGUCUAUCGAAGUCGGGGAGUCAGAUGUCUGCUUCCUUUACGAAAAAUGGGAAACAUAUAGUAUCGGUUGGAGAGGACUCUCGUGUAUAUAUGUGGAACUACGAUAGCCUUCGCCUUCCAUCAAUGAAAGAAACAAAAUCUCAGCAGUCUUGUGAGCAUUUCUUUUCUGAUGGUGUGUCUGUUGCUAUCCCAUGGCCUGGCAUUGGAACUGAACCAAAGUGCUUCAGUAACAACAAACCACAGUUUUCGCAGAGAAAGAAUUACCAAAGGGCUGCUUCUUGGACAAGAGACGAGCGUUUUUCGUUCGGUAAUUGGUUCUCUGCCGAGGUUCUACGCCGAGGUUCUGCAACAUGGCCAGAAGAGAGACUACCUCUCUGGGAUUUACCAAUUGCAGAAGAUGAAAAUGGCAACCUGCAAUACCAAGAUUGUCAUCAAAAGAAACUAAAUCAUCAUAACAAUGUCUAUGGCCACGCAUCUCAACUCGACACAUGGGGACUUGUGAUCGUCGUGGCUGGAUUAGAUGGAACUAUAAAGACAUUCCACAACUAUGGAUUGCCCAUCAAGCUUUAGGAAUUCAAUUGAAGCUGUGCUUGAUAUAGCUCAAUUUAUCUGAGCUUCCAAAAGCAGAAAAGGCUUCAGAAACUGAGAAAACAUGAAAUUUCAUGUGGUUGAUUCUUUAUCCUGUUUGUAUCUUCCAACCAGAGCUAUAGAGGAAAUCCCUUUCUAUUUGUUUAUUUAUUCUAAAAAAGUAUGUUUCAGAGGUCUGAAAGCUCUAAAGAGGCAGGCCACCAUUUUUGCUUGUUUUGUUUUUGUGAAUAUUACCUGCCAAUGUAUUUACACUUAGCAGAUUUUUUUGUCAUUUGGAUGUUUUUCUUACACUUCAUAGUCAAGUGUUAAAUUUUGGAAGAAAA
Messenger RNA from Benincasa hispida (wax gourd), 3703 nucleotides. RefSeq names its product Transducin/WD40 repeat-like superfamily protein. Gene Ontology annotation, molecular function: protein binding. The record is from RefSeq and is a predicted model, not a curated record. Lineage: Eukaryota; Viridiplantae; Streptophyta; Magnoliopsida; Cucurbitales; Cucurbitaceae.